This is a messenger RNA of Cheilinus undulatus (humphead wrasse), 2215 nucleotides long. Its product is annotated as CMRF35-like molecule 1. NCBI's taxonomy places the organism in Eukaryota, Metazoa, Chordata, Actinopteri, Labriformes, Labridae. Bases 28 to 657 code for a protein of 209 amino acids. The record is from RefSeq and is a predicted model, not a curated record. The transcript is spliced from 8 exons.
UUCUGUUCCUGCUUCUCCCUCAGAGACAUGGCUUCACAAAUCGGCUGUCUUCUCAUCCUCACUGGACUCGCAGGAGGUCACAGCAUAACAACAAACAGCAAAGUCACAGGGAUGGUUGGAGGCCCAGUCUCUGUUCCAUGUUCUUAUGUGGACAAAUACAAAAACCAUGUCAAAUACUUGUGUAGAGGAUAUUACUGGAAUAGCUGUUCAUACUCAUUUAAAUCAAAUCAAAAUUCACCAAAGUUUUCAAUCUCUGAUGACAAAGAGCAAAAAGUCUUCACUGUGACGAUCAAAGAUCUGACCCCUACAGACGCUGAUUAUUACUGGUGUAAUGUGGAGAUAAAUAAUGGGGCAGAUGAUGGAGUACGUUUUCAGCUGUCUGUCACUGCUUCAAAUGAAAAACACAGUCCUGCUCUGGAGAAGUUCCUUAUUCCUCUGAGCUUGCUCAUCUUUAUCUUGAUCGUGACUUUGGUCACCUGGUUCCUCUUAAAAAGACUAAAGCAAGCCAAAGCAGAAUCAGUGGCAGCAACAAAUGAAGAGGAAAUAACAUACAGUACUGUGACAGUAACAACCAAUACCACAAGACAAAUCCAGUCAGAUGCUGACAGUGCUGUGACGUACAGCUCUGUGGUUAUACCAAGCAAAACCAACGGUUGAAAUGAAAACAUCAUGAUGUACCACAAAGAGUCAGGGAAAGAUGCUGGAUGCCCUUGUAAGGGUUUUAUUGUAAUGGACUCACUAAAAUUGUGUUUUGCAAAUAGCAUACAAAAUAUCUACUUGAGGUUUAGAGCUAACACAUUUCCUCCAGAGUCACUGCUCAGUAUAAUACAAGAUCCACAGGGCAUGAGUAUGGAACAAAAACAAUAGAAAACAUGCGACUAGCCAAGUAUUUCCAGACCUUAAGUAUCUCAGCCAAACACCUGAACAAUCAGCUUCAGCUGUUGCUGAAAAUAUAACUGACUUCUGUCUGCAUGAGAAAUGUUUAAAUGGUAUUACAAAGUUGCUGUAAAGUGUUAAUAAAUCUGUAUUUUAGGUUUGUUGUACAACCAGCCACUGUAUUUUGAACCACAAGGCCAAAUAUCAGUCAUGCAAAAUAUCUCAAAGUUAUUAAUAUUAAGCUUUAAAAUCAUGAAAAAUGAGGCAGGAAAAUCUGCUCUCAAAUGGUGUGGGCGUGUCAGUUGAAUGGUCGAAGCCACGCCCACUCACUAGAAUUACUAAUAAUACUGAUGUAGAAGAAUGGCCUGAUGGGAUCAAACUGAUAGAAAGGGAACAACUAAUCAAAUAUAUAACAACUUGCUAGUGUCUCAGAACAGACAACAAAUCAAAGCAGGAAGCAGAUGGGCUACAGCAGCAGAAGACCACACAGGCGCCAUUCCUGUCAGCUAAGAACAGACACCAAGGCUAAUACCACACAGACUUAUUAAAAUGUACAACUGAAGUUUGUAAGAGCCAUGCCUGCUCUGAUGAGUCUUGUUUUUAUGCUGCAGCAUUCAAAUGGUCAUGAUUUGCCAUUACAGCCUGAUCGGUCGAAGUGCAAUUAAGAGACUCCUGAAGACAGUGUUUGCUUUGUUGAACUAAUGAACUUGGACAGUCUGUUGCAUGAAUCAAGGAGAAGCGAGAGAUCACACUACAAUAGAGACAAGGCCAGUCAGGGGAAACCCUGUCUGCCAUGGAGCAACAGUGUCAUCUUGUGGACUUGGGAAUAAUAGUUCCAAAAAGGCUUGUUUGGUUCAAUUAUGAACUAGUAUGAGCACGUUAUAAACACUUAGAGUUGUUAGAAAUGUUAUUCAGUUAAUCAAAAGUUAUGCAUGAUUAUAUUCCAUUUUUUACUCUGUUUUGAUGCAUUUGAUUUAGUAAGAAUAUAUUUUUUCAUUUAAGUGGUUCUCUGCAUCUGAAUGUGUAAUUUACCCAUUAAAUGGAUUUAUUGUCAGCUGAUUUCAGAACAAUCAACAAUCAACAAUUUGAGACAAUUCCCUUUGACAUUUUAUCAAGAUGGAUUUUUAUACAGUAAAGCCUCAAAGUUCAGACUUUUAUUUUCUUUGCAAGUCAUCUGCCUCAUAUGAUCUCACUUUUCCCUUUUUAUAACUAUUUAUCCAUUAGAUUAGCCAGGCAUUACAUCUAUCAUUAACAGACCCAUUUAUUCUUUACAUCAUGGACUUUAUUGUUAUAUUCUGUUUUUAUAUUUCUUUGUUUACAUUUAAAUGUUAAUCCUAUU